This is a messenger RNA of Cylas formicarius (sweet potato weevil), 894 nucleotides long. Its product is annotated as peroxiredoxin 2. Gene Ontology annotation, molecular function: thioredoxin peroxidase activity. The record is from RefSeq and is a predicted model, not a curated record. NCBI's taxonomy places the organism in Eukaryota, Metazoa, Arthropoda, Insecta, Coleoptera, Brentidae. The transcript has 3 exons. Gene Ontology annotation, biological process: removal of superoxide radicals; cell redox homeostasis; cellular response to stress. The coding region runs from base 132 to 725 and encodes 197 amino acids. Gene Ontology annotation, cellular component: cytosol.
UUUGAAAGUGGUUCUUUAUCUGUGCGUCGUCACCAUUGCAGUUCCGCGUGCUGUUUGUCAUUUUAUAUCCAACAGUCGGUGUCGUUGGGUGGUAGUUUUUUUGUCAGAUCUGUUUACCAAAUAAGCGCAAAAUGGUGGUGCCAUCGUUGCAAAAACCAGCUCCAGUCUUUAAAGGAACCGCUGUUGUCAACGGGCAAUUCAAAGACAUAUCAUUGGAGGAUUACAAAGGCCAAUAUGUAGUCAUCUUCUUUUACCCCUUGGACUUCACUUUUGUUUGUCCCACCGAAAUCAUAGCUUUCUCCGAUCGGUUUGAAGAGUUCAAGAAAAUCAAUACUGCCGUGGUUGGAUGCUCGACGGACAGUCAUUUCUCUCACUUGGCUUGGGUAAAUACCCCACGUAAACAGGGUGGUCUUGGAGAGAUGAAUAUUCCACUUUUGGCCGACAAAAACUUACAAAUUUCUCGCGAUUAUGGAGUUUUGGACGAAUCCACUGGGAUUUCUUUCCGAGGAUUGUUUAUUAUCGAUGCGAAAAGUGUUUUGAGACAAAUAACAAUCAACGAUCUGCCAGUGGGUCGGUCAGUUGAUGAAACAAUUCGUUUGGUCCAGGCAUUCCAGUUUACUGAUGAACAUGGAGAAGUUUGCCCCGCCGGAUGGACUCCAGGCAAAAAAUCUAUUAAACCUGAUGUAGCCGCAAGCAAAGAUUACUUCGGCACAGUCAACAAGUAAAUUUAAGUUUUCUCCCAAAAUUUGUUCACUGUAUGUUUUUCUUUUUGGAAUAAUUGUUUAGAUAAGGAGUACAUGUUAUUUACGUAUUCUUCAAUUUUGUUUGUUGAAACCAUGCUAUUACCCUUCCUUAUGAUAAUAUUCUCUUAAAUAAAGGCAUUAUCAAAACGCA